Messenger RNA from Adineta ricciae, 849 nucleotides. The record is from the annotation of a GenBank genome assembly. Lineage: Eukaryota; Metazoa; Rotifera; Eurotatoria; Adinetida; Adinetidae.
AUGCGAGAUAAUCGAGUAAUAAAACGUUAUAAUCUCAUUUCUUCAUCUCCAAGACAUAUUGAAGGAGGUAUCGAUAUCAACAGAUUCGAACAAAUGGAUUUGCAUCGACCGUUAUCAGUGACACGACAAAGUUUCCAUAGUCUGCCAACGAUUCCUCAAAAGACAAUGGAUCCGAAGUUUAUCAUUGUACUCUUUUGUGUCGAAGCUGGUGCAUUGGUGUUCAACAGUAUUCAUGCUAAAGCACCUGAACUUCAUAUCUAUAAGUCUUACAACAAAGAACCAGUGAUUUACAAUUUUUCUUCGCGUAUUUACUCUUGCUUUACUACGGUGAAUUAUUGUAUUUAUGAACACAAACAACUCCGAUUUCUAAAAGCGAUUCAUCUAAUCUUUAUUUCUAUCAUUGUCAUCUGUUACUUCUGUUUGAUCACAAUCGUUUUCCGUAAAUGGGAAAACUCCAAAGUUCGACAUGAUCUCGGUAUCACAUGGUACGGAGCGAUUCAACUACUCGUGUUGUUAACCUUAGCAUUGCAUACACUUCUGAUGGUCAUUCUUUAUGAACGAGAUAAUUCCAAUAUUAAACAAUGCAAUAUUGAGAGUCACUUGGUGCGUGCGGAAAACUUGUUUACGUAUGUGGUGCUUAGUAUGCUGGAAAUAGCUUACAUUGGCUUUGAUAUAUUGAAUCGACAAGCAUCGAUUCAUGCUUUACAUCAAGACUUUGAAUAUCGUGCUCGACAGGCUGAACAACCACCGCCAUCAGAAGACUACACUUACCGUUUUAGACGGAAUUUAUCACCGACUGAAAGCUUUGAAAGUGUUGAUCAAGAAUUCAAAUCGGAUCUGGCUGAUUGA